CUCACGUUGCCGAUAUGUUAUAUAUUUAGUCGUUUGAAUAAACAUUUAUCAAGACACAUUCUGUUGUGAGUUAAGGAUUAAUGUUCAUCAAUCAGAAGUAUGUUUCCUGGUACCAACAUUUUAAAAAUAUCGAAACUGAAUCAAGUGACAUAAAACAACAAACGAAAGAUGUGAAUCACAUCGGUUAGAUCCUAUAAAUACAGGAAUUUUUAAGAUAUACAUACACACUUAGUAUUGAAGUCAACCAUAAGGAACAUUGAAACCAUACAACCAGAAUCAGUAUGACAAAGAUUUCUCCAGUUUUCUUGAUGGUCGUCGCAUCUCUGCACCUUAAUAUUACGUGUUGCAAUCCAACGUCGCGGUUUGAAUGCUGGUUCUGCAAAAACGAACAGUCGGACGAAGAUUGUACAGAAUAUGGGAUGCCAACGAUUUGCAGCUGGAACCAGGUUUGUUACACCGAGUCGCGGGUAGAGAACGAAAUGUACUUGAUCACGAGGGGCUGUAAAGAAGUAGACGCAUGCGAAGCUUUACACAUGCAGAACCGAACGCAAUGUCACCCAGAAAUCAACCCCAGUGUGUGUCGAACAUGCUGCGAUAAAGACGGAUGCAACUACCAUUUAGACGCUGGAGAGGGAGUUCUGAAUACAAGUAAUAUAUCACCAACACAAGCGACCGGUGUGGGCAAUGACCAAUUUUUUGGUGGACGAAUUCUAUCUGGUGGAGUUCCACCCCCAGUGCCUACAGAAAUAGCGUCACCAAAUUGCAGCCACUAUAUCAAGCCAGGACCCACUCCCCCGAACCUGCUCCCCGAAGAGCAAUGUCGAAUAAACGUCCCACCAAUGUGUGUUAGCAGUGGAAGUCUUGUGUUCGUGUUGCCAAAACUACCGGCACCGUUUCGAGAUGAAGGAUUAAAGUAUAGCAGAGCCCGACAGGCGGAACGAGGACUGUGCCCAAGAAAUCCCCGUCUCGAAACAAAGGCAGUUUACGAAGAAGAUGAUAGUUUUGUUCUCCUGACCAUUGUCAAUUAUCGCUAUUCCAACGCAUUACCAGUUGCUCAACAAUUUGAUCAUCUUGUCGGAGGAGAAAAUGUCCGGGAGUUCGUUAAGAAAGCGCGAUCUGGUGAACCAUAAUGACAACUACCUUGUUAAUCCCAAACGAGUGUUAUAUUGUUUACUGUUACUUUAUCAUUUUAACCGGCGACUUGUUUUUUAUUAAUCGGAGAUUUUACUGAAAUACAUUUUUAAGAGGUAUAGUGA
Ciona intestinalis (vase tunicate) is the source of this 1256-nucleotide messenger RNA. NCBI's taxonomy places the organism in Eukaryota, Metazoa, Chordata, Ascidiacea, Phlebobranchia, Cionidae. The record is from RefSeq and is a predicted model, not a curated record.